AUGUCGGUCGCAAUCCGCAUUGACGGCAUGCAUUGCCAGUCGUGUGUGAACGCCGUAACGCUCGCUCUCAAACCUUUUCCGGGUGUUAAGAAUAUAGCUGUCUCGCUGCAAGACAACCGUGCCGAUCUAAUCUGUGAUAUGGGAAUCGUCUCCAUACCCGAUGUUCUAGCUGCCAUUGAAGAUUGUGGAUUUGAAAGUGCUCUCAUGUCUGGAGAGGACAAUACCAACAACACUGUUGCUGCACUGCCAAUGUCAGAACCAUUAUUAGUAGAUCCCACUCCUAUAUUUACUGCUUCCAUACCACCACAACCAAUACCGUCAAAGAUGACUGAUUCCACGUCAACCUUAUUGAUGACACCACAACCACCGAUUACACCUAUACUAUCACUGCCUUCUCCAAAUAUAAAGUCGCCAUCUAGCUCAACCUUUGCCAAGAGAGCUCAUCUACAGGUUUUGGGUAUGACUUGUGCCAGUUGCGUGGCCUCUAUCGAAAAGCACUUGAAAACUACUCCUGGAGUGAUAUCGGCCCAAAUAGCACUACUAGCCGAACGUGCUGAAGUUUUAUACGACACUCGAAUCACCUCUCCAGCAAACAUAGCACAGGCAAUAGAAGACAUUGGAUUUGAUGCAUCGGUGCUUCCAGACCAAGCUGUUGGAAGUGUCGACCUCAAAAUAUUUGGAAUGACGUGUGCUUCUUGCUCGGGAACCAUUGAACGAGAAUUACGAGCCAUGCAUGGCAUACGAGUCGCAAACGUCAACCUCCUCGGUCAGCAGGGACAUUUCGAGUUUGAUAAAAAUAGGAUAGGGAUACGUGAUAUAGUAAAUCGUAUAGAGGAUUUAGGAUUUAAUGCUUUGAUGGCUGAUUUGUCGUCAAAUGCUCAAAUCGAGUCACUGAAUCGAACUCGAGAAAUUCAGGAAUGGAAGGUAUCGUUUUGGAGGGCUCUUUCGUUAGCUCUUCCGGUGACUGCCAUAUCAAUGGUCUUGCCCUUGUCGAAUUGGGGCUGUGCUAUGGUCAAUGCUGUCGUGUUACCUGGUCUGACAUGUGGUAAUCUGCUACAAGGAGUCCUUACCAUUCCAGUCCAGUUUGGUAUUGGACGACGAUUCUAUAUAGCUAGUACCAAGGCAAUAUCGCAUGGUACAGCUACUAUGGACGUCCUUAUUGUCUUAGGAACUUCCUUGGCCUUCGUCUACUCGGUCAUGGCUAUAUUUGACGCCAUGUUCUUCUCACCAUCCCAUGCUAGCCCUGAAGUCUUUUUUGAGACGUGUACCACUCUGAUUACCUUUGUAACGCUGGGACGAUAUUUAGAGAAUCUGGCCAAGGGUAGAACUGGAACUGCCUUGUCAAAGUUGAUCUCCUUGGCCCCAAGUACCGCUUGUUUAUUAGAACCAACUACAAAUAAUAAUGCUGCCGACGCUGUAAAGGACAGUAAAACCGAUAUGAAGCUAUCCACACAUGUCUCAUAUACCGAAAAGUCCAUUCCAGUCGAAUUCAUAAAAGUAGGAGACUUGCUCAAAGUAGUACCAGGAGAUCGCAUUCCUGCAGACGGCAUAGUAGAAACAGGUGCCAGUGAUGUAGACGAGUCUCUGGUUACUGGUGAACCGAUACCAAUCCGAAAAAAGAUUGGAGAUGCUGUUAUUGGUGGUACCGUCAACGGGUCAGGCACCUUUGCCAUGAAAGCCUCACGAGUUGGUGCUGAUACAGCCUUGUCACAGAUCGUCAAACUGGUGAAUGAUGCACAAACUAGUAAAGCUCCCAUCCAGUCUAUGGCUGAUGCUGUAGCCGGAUAUUUUGUGCCAUCAGUCAUACUGCUAGGCGGACUCACCUUCCUCAUGUGGAUGUGUAUAUUGGUUAACGUCGGUCAAGUUCCACCAGCCUUCCCCAAAGAUUCCAAUUAUCUAUAUGUAUGCUUGAAUCUAGCUAUAUCCGUCAUUGUCGUAGCAUGCCCUUGUGCGCUUGGAUUGGCUACUCCCACUGCAGUCAUGGUUGGAACAGGAGUAGGUGCUCAACUAGGAAUUCUCAUAAAGGGCGCUGCGUCGCUUGAAAUCGGGCAUCGAGUCACGAAAAUAGUAUUUGACAAGACUGGGACUUUGACUGCUGGUAAAAUGUCUGUCGUGAAGGCAGAAUACUUCAAGACCAGAGUUACCAAAGGUGAUGCUCAUGCUACUCUGCAGUUGAUUGGAGCUGCUGAAGUCGGAUCUGAACAUCCUCUCGGACGAGCUAUAUCGAAAUAUGGGCUAGUGACGUUAAAUCAGCAAGCAUAUAGUAACCAAGUCACUGAAUUCGAAGCUGUAGGAGGAUCAGGUGUAACUUGUCACAUAGCUGGCCAUACCGUCUUGAUUGGCAACACUGAUUGGAUGAAAAAGCACGGAGUAGCCGUUAGCCAUGAAGUCGCUGCAGUACGAGAAUCUCUCGAAUCACUUGGACACACUGUAGUCCUUGGUGCCAUUGACGAUGAACUAGCAUGUCUACUCGGUCUCGCCGACUCUAUAAAACCCGAAGCAGUAACAGCCAUAAACGCACUCCGCAAAAUCGGUGUCAAAGUAGCCAUGGUAACUGGAGAUCAAGAGCUGACUGCCAGAGCCGUCGCACGUCAAAUCGGUAUAACGGAAGUACAUGCUGGAAUAUCACCUGCUGGUAAAAAGCACCUGAUUACAGAAUUCCAAAAGACGGAUGUGGUUGCCAUGGUUGGUGAUGGUGUCAAUGAUAGUGCUUCGAUAGCGCAGUCUGAUAUGGGGAUUGCUGUGUUUGGAGGCACUGAUGUGGCUGUUGAGGCUGCUAAUGUGGUCUUGAUGAGACCGGAUUUGACUGAUGUUGUUACUGCCUUGGAUUUAUCACGAGUCAUAUUUCAAAGGAUUCGAUUGAAUUUCUUUUGGGCGACCAUCUACAAUGCCAUUAUGAUUCCACUAGCCAUGGGUGCAUUCGCUCCUUGGGGAUUCAUCCUACAUCCAAUGUUGGCUGGAAUGGCCAUGUCACUCUCCUCCGUAUCCGUAGUAGUAUCCUCCCUCCUUCUAAAAUCAUACAAAAAACCAACCCUCGACACCACCGAAUCAAAAACCGACCAAUAUCAACCAAAACAACCAUCAACACCACGUAAAGUCCUCAAAGUGCUCAAUUCUGCGUUGAAUGUAGUGCACGUUGUGGGAUUGAAGACUGCAGUUGCUAAUGCAUCGUCUGCUUCUGCUGGAUAUCGCCUUGUGCACGAUGAUGAAGAGGAGGACGAGUAUGAGAUGGUUAUUAAUCGUGCUGUUUAA
Synchytrium microbalum is the source of this 3252-nucleotide messenger RNA. RefSeq lists its product as uncharacterized. Gene Ontology annotation, molecular function: copper ion binding; P-type divalent copper transporter activity; ATP hydrolysis activity. Bases 1 to 3252 code for a protein of 1083 amino acids. Lineage: Eukaryota; Fungi; Chytridiomycota; Chytridiomycetes; Synchytriales; Synchytriaceae. The record is from RefSeq and is a predicted model, not a curated record. Gene Ontology annotation, biological process: monoatomic cation transport; copper ion homeostasis. The transcript is spliced from 3 exons. Gene Ontology annotation, cellular component: membrane.